This is a messenger RNA of Neoarthrinium moseri, 1020 nucleotides long. RefSeq lists its product as uncharacterized. The coding region runs from base 1 to 1020 and encodes 339 amino acids. The transcript has a single exon. The record is from RefSeq and is a predicted model, not a curated record. Lineage: Eukaryota; Fungi; Ascomycota; Sordariomycetes; Amphisphaeriales; Apiosporaceae.
AUGUCUCGCAAGGAAUACUUGAUACGCUACAUUCGUCAUGCCCAAGCGGAGUCCAACUGUCCUGACUCCUCUGGGGAGGACAUUAUGGACCCUAAACUCACCACCCGGGCCUUAGAGGAGGAUUGGGUCAAAACAAAGAUACCAGGAGCGACAAAAACCAAAGUAAUUGGAAUGGGUCGCGAUCUCGCCAGUGGUACAAUGGCCAACAAGUUUGAGAGUUAUGCGGCUGAGGGAAAGUUUGGAUCCUACUUCAUCGUCUCUCCCUUGACAAGAGCCUUGCAGACCUUCUUGAUUUCUGUGCCUUACAAGACUCUCAUGACGGCAAAAAUUGUACUGGAGCCUCUGCUCACUGAACAGACGAUUUGGUUCUCGGACAGAGCUAGGCGUCGUACUCACAUCGAAGCUGUCUUCAAGACCGAGCUCGAAUGCCGAACGCCCCCGAAAGGCCUUCACAAGCUUGAAUUCAGGGAUCUCGAUAUCAAUUGGGGUGCUAUUGAUGAACGUCAGGACAGAGAAUGGCAGCUAAAGGACGGUGAUUGGGCGCCUGAAAAGCUCAUUCAGAGGGGCCUCGAUGCUACCAAGGCGAUCAUCAAGCACUGCCGGGCGGCCAAAGCAGACUCAGGGUACAAACCUUACUCCGUUUGUGUGUAUGGUCAUGGUGGGUUCGUCAACUACAUGGUUGAGGAGCUCGGACCGCUCGACUUCAGUAAUGAAAAUAUGGUGCUAAGCGCAUGGGAAAAGGGCGAAGAUAGAGUGUAUUCAGUCGUUGACGACGAUGACAAUGUGCAGCCUAAGGGCAACCUUUUCAAGAGAAAAGAGAUCGAGGACGCAACGCUGUCGCCUAACGUCGACCUGCGAGACGAGAAUGCGAAGCGCCAGAAGCUGCACAAAAUCGUUGUGAGCAAAAAAUAUGGGAGAAAGGCCAACGACGAGACCAAAGAACUUUACGCUCGAGCUGAAAGAGAGAGAAAGAACCCCAAUGAAGUUGUCGGAAACACGAUAGAAUAUCUCACGGGCUAG